Molecule: messenger RNA, 907 nt
Organism: Galdieria sulphuraria
Lineage: Eukaryota; Rhodophyta; Bangiophyceae; Galdieriales; Galdieriaceae
Product: dihydrolipoamide acetyltransferase
Exons: 3
Coding region: 98-880 (260 amino acids)
Biological process (GO): pyruvate decarboxylation to acetyl-CoA
Cellular component (GO): pyruvate dehydrogenase complex
Molecular function (GO): dihydrolipoyllysine-residue acetyltransferase activity
Source: RefSeq, a predicted model, not a curated record
CACCCAUUGAUCUCUAUUCUCAAUUGUCUGUCAUCCCCUGCCAUUGUGUGAGAAACAACGACGACACAGUAGCUGUGGCAUAUUGUCUAUCGUCUUCAUGUUUUGUUUUACUUAUGCGUUGGUUUACGAUCGUACUACUGCUAAGUUAGGGCAGGUUCAUGUUCAUUCAAACUGCUUGAAUAGAAAAAUUCAUCUCCACUUGCCAAAGAAUUCCAUUGUUGGUAGUCCUCUGUUUCCUAGUCAUACUUUGAAAACGAAUCAGUUGAGAGUCGUGAAGAGUCCACAUCAACUGAACACUCAAACAACGUUUUUGAGAGCAUCCUUGGAAACCAAUAAGGUUCAUACCAAGGAGAUCUUUAUGCCAGCUUUGAGUUCUACCAUGACAGAAGGAAAAGUUGUCAAGUGGCUGAAGAAAGUAGGAGAAAAGAUUGAAACUGGGGACAUUGUCAUGGUGGUAGAAUCGGAUAAAGCUGACAUGGAAGUGGAAGCUUUUGAUCCUGGUUAUUUGGCAGCUAUUUUAGUGGAUGAAGGAGGCAGUGCUCCAGUUGGCAAGACUGUUGGUUUAGUGGCAGAAAAGUUGGAAGACAUUGAAAAAGUAAAACAAUGUGGCUUGGACUGUAUUGACUCAGGUUCAUCUUCAAGACAUGACGGAACAACUGCUUUGGAAACAGUAGAGUUCUUUGACUCGAAAGAAGAUUCUGACUUUGAGCAAAGGUUUUCUUCGAAUGGCUCUGCAGAGCAGAACGCUAUGAAACUACCCGAACACGUUCCGAUAUUGAUGCCAACACUAAGCUCAACCAUGACAGAAGGAAAGAUAGUACAGUGGCUAAAGAAAGAAGGAGAUUAUGUGAAAAGUGGCGAAAUGAUAAUGGUUAUUUAGCACAUGUGCUUUAUCCAAACGAAAGUA